This is a messenger RNA of Thecamonas trahens ATCC 50062, 1188 nucleotides long. Its product is annotated as Svf1 family protein. The coding region runs from base 1 to 1182 and encodes 393 amino acids. Gene Ontology annotation, cellular component: cytoplasm. NCBI's taxonomy places the organism in Eukaryota, Apusomonadida, Apusomonadidae. The record is from RefSeq and is a predicted model, not a curated record. The transcript is spliced from 2 exons.
AUGGCUGCUGGAGCACCUGAGGUGGUAACGGAACUGGAGGACAUUGCUGACGGAGAGCCACUGACUACCCACCUGCUGGACGAUGCCGACUACUUGGAGACGGGCACGUUCAUCAUCUUCAACAACGACGGAUCGGUCAUCUUCAUCCAGUCCAUCGUCUCUUCUGUUGGCAUGUACACACAUCAGCCGGGCGUCAACCUCAAGAUCUGUCCUGGUCCGGCGUUGGCAAAGGCUCGCGGCUCAGAGAGCCCACUGCAGUGGUCGGCAAAGUUUGCCCGCAAGGACAUCCGUCUUGACGACUCCCGUCGGUCCAUGGCCAUCGGCAAGCACGUCUUCAAGUAUGUCCCCGCCGCUGAUGAUGGUUCCACCCGCGCAGAGUACAAGGUCGCGCUUCCGGCUUCCGGUGGGAACGCUAUCGGCGAUCUGCGGGCUACCUUUACCGCAGACUCGCCGUCGUUCAUGAUAUCCGACGGCAAGGUGGUCUUUGGCGUCGAGCCCGAGGCCGACCUCGACUCGCCAGACGCAACCUCGGCUCCCUACUGCCGCAACGUCUUCCCCAUGGCUCGCGCUCAGGUCUCCGGCGAACUCGUCCUGGCCGAUGGCUCGACGCUGGUCCUCUCGGGCCGCGGCUUUGUCUCGCGCCUCCUGCAGAACGUCAAGGCCCAUAAGAUCGCCAACACCUGGUCGCUCGCAAAGUUUGACUCGGACCAUGCUUCGCUCGCAUACGUCUCUUUCCUUACGCCUCCGAGUUAUGGCUCGCAGUGGAUUUCCUUCGGCGCCCUCAUCGUCGACUCGGAAUUGGUGGCGGUGACAACAGACAACUCGUGUGCUACGUCGAACGAGGUCAAGGACGACACCGGGUAUGUUGUGCCGCACGGAACCGCGCUCAACCUCUCGGGCAAGGCGCUUGCCGGCCAGUCGCUUGCCGUACCUGGCUCGGACGUCUUUGCUUCGAUGGUGUGGGAGCACUCGUCGUGGAUCGACAAGUUUGACAUCCUCUCCGCCAUUCCCUGGAUCCUUCGCAUGAUCGUCAAGACAUUUAUCGCCGCUCCCUGGAGCUAUCGCUUCUACGACCCAGCCACGCUCAUGGUGAGUGUGACUGGUGCAGACGAGGCGUCGGCUACCCGUGAGUUUGAGGGCAUGGUCCUCCGCGAGUUCAUCUUCCUCAACCCACCCAAGUAGUGGCUA